Silurus meridionalis is the source of this 1028-nucleotide messenger RNA. It is a transcript of the gene ccl20a.3, whose product is annotated as chemokine (C-C motif) ligand 20a, duplicate 3. NCBI's taxonomy places the organism in Eukaryota, Metazoa, Chordata, Actinopteri, Siluriformes, Siluridae. The record is from RefSeq and is a predicted model, not a curated record. The transcript has 4 exons. The coding region runs from base 616 to 918 and encodes 100 amino acids. Gene Ontology annotation, cellular component: extracellular region. Gene Ontology annotation, molecular function: CCR chemokine receptor binding; chemokine activity. Gene Ontology annotation, biological process: cellular response to type II interferon; monocyte chemotaxis; immune response.
UUGUUGUGCAUAGUACCUUAGAGUUAUUGGUAACAGCAUAAAAUCAUAAAAAGAUUUGAAUUAGUAUGUGUGACAUUUUUUCAUGAUUUAUCCUUAGUCAACAGACAGUACAUAAAAAAAUGUAUGCUUAGAAUAGAAAAAAGAAAAUCAUCAUAAUUGAGAUUUGAAUUUAAAAGGGCCAUCAUUACAUAUAUAGAGUUUCAGCUUGAGGUUAACUGUUAUGUAAAGUUAAACUUCCCAUUUUUUAAAAUAAUGACACGGUUCUCUUUUUACCUCAGUACAAGGGCAUGUACAUGUAGAUAACUAGUGAUUAAAUAAUUAAAAGUAAUCAUCAACUGCUGUUAAAUCACUUUUGCAGCAAAUAUCUAAAUAUUAUUUCAUUAUUGUGGUGCACGCAACAAUAAAUUCCAGACAUGACCUUGGUAAUUUCCCAAAUUCCUUUUACUGCAAACCUCUUCCUCAUUGCAAAAGGCAAAAGAAAAACAAUUUUGACAUCAUGUGUGGAAAUGGAAAACCCACAGGUCUUGUUCGGUGAGGUUUUUCCAUCAUGGGAGGUAUAAAGUCUGGUGUUUGCUAAUCUUGCACACAUACCGCACAGAGAUUAAGUCAGAAGCAAUGGCCCAGAUUAAUGGUGCAGCUGUUACAUUUCUGCUACUUCUGACAGUCAGUCUGUUCUGUCAAGACACUGUUGCUUGGGCAUGCUGCAGACGAUAUUCCAAAGGACAGCUGCCUAUUUCAUUAAUCCGGGGUUAUACAAUCCAAACCAUCCACACAAACUGCAACAUCAAUGCAAUCAUUUUCCACACCUAUGGAGGUAGAAAAGUGUGUGUUAAUCCAUAUCAGUCCUGGGUAAAAAACAGCAUCCAGAAACUAAUGACAAGAGUGCAGUCUUUGAAGAAGCAAGAAAAAGAGCAUUGAAAAAAGAGAAGCUAAUAUUAUAUUAAGAAUGUCUAUCUAUCUAUAGAUGUAUGAUAUAAUAUAUUGAGAGGGAUUUUUAUUGAUUCCUAUAUAAUUCUUAAUGAAGAAGC